This is a messenger RNA of Dromaius novaehollandiae (emu), 2500 nucleotides long. RefSeq names its product forkhead box protein D1-like. Bases 187 to 1449 code for a protein of 420 amino acids. NCBI's taxonomy places the organism in Eukaryota, Metazoa, Chordata, Aves, Casuariiformes, Dromaiidae. The record is from RefSeq and is a predicted model, not a curated record. Gene Ontology annotation, biological process: regulation of transcription by RNA polymerase II; cell differentiation; anatomical structure morphogenesis. Gene Ontology annotation, molecular function: RNA polymerase II cis-regulatory region sequence-specific DNA binding; DNA-binding transcription factor activity, RNA polymerase II-specific. The transcript has a single exon.
CCGCCUCCGGGCGGGCCGCGGCAGCGCUCUCGCGGCGGCGGCGGCGGCGGCGCUGGGGGCCGGCGCGGCCCGGGGCGGCGGCGGCGGCGGGGCGGCCCCGCGGAGCGGUGCGGGAGCCUGGCGGCGGAGGGCAGCGCGCCCGCCCGCCCGCCGCGCCUCGCCGCCGCCGCGCUGCCCCGCCGCGCCAUGACCCUGAGCGCGGAGAUGUCCGAGGCGUCGGCGCUGGCCGAGGAGACCGACAUCGAUGUGGUGGGCGAGGAGGACGACGAGGAGGACGACGAGGAGCCGCAGCCCCGCCGCCGCCGCCGCCGCCGCCGCUCGUACGCCGAGGACGAGGAGGAGGAGGAAGAGGAGGACGAGGAGGAUGCGGGCGACCUCCACGACGACGCGCUGCUGCCGCGCUCGCCCGUGCGCGGCGGUGGCGGCGGCGGCGGCGGGGCGGGCGGCGGGGACGGGCCCGGAGGCUCGCGGCCCCCCUCGCGGGGCGGCCCGACGAAGGCGGCGGCGGCGGCGGCGGGCGGCGGCGGCGGCGGCAAGAACAGCCUGGUGAAGCCGCCCUACUCGUACAUCGCGCUCAUCACCAUGGCCAUCCUGCAGAGCCCCAAGAAGCGGCUGACGCUGAGCGAGAUCUGCGAGUUCAUCAGCGGGCGCUUCCCCUACUACCGGGAGAAGUUCCCCGCCUGGCAGAACAGCAUCCGCCACAACCUCUCGCUCAACGACUGCUUCGUCAAGAUCCCCCGCGAGCCCGGCAACCCGGGCAAGGGCAACUACUGGACGCUGGACCCCGAGUCCGCCGACAUGUUCGACAACGGGAGCUUCCUGCGCCGCCGAAAGCGCUUCAAGCGGCAGCAGCUGCCGGCGCCCGAGCUGCUCCUGCGCGCCGUGGACCCCGCCGCCUUCCUGCCGCCGCAGCCGCCGCCGCCGCCGCAGCAGCCGCCCUACGGCUGCGGGCCCUACGGCUGCGGGUACGGCCUGCAGCUCCAGCCCUACCACCCGCACUCCGCCCUCUUCGCCUUCCACCACCCCUCCGCGCCGCCCCGCCAGCCCCCCGCCGCCGCCGCCAGCGCCUCCGGCGCGGCGCUGCCCCCCGCCGCCGCCGCCGCCGCCGCGCCGCCGGGCCCCUUGCUGCCGCCGGCGGAGCUGGCACGGACGCCCUUCGGCUACGCGCCGCCGCUGGGCCCGGCGCUGGCGGCCUCGCUGCACGCCGCCAAGCCCGGCCCCGGCGCGGCGCUGGCCCGCUCGCCCUUCUCCAUCGAGAGCAUCAUCGGCGCGGCCGCCGGCCCCGGCCCCGGCCCCGGCCCCGGCCCCGGCCCCGGCGGCAGCUGCGCGGCGCAGUCGGUCGCGGCGCCGGCGCUGGCCCGCGCGCUGGGCAGUGCCGGGGGCCGCCUGCCCCCCGCCGCCGCGCUGCCCGCCGCCCCGGGCCUGGCGGCGCGGAUCUCUAACUGCUGAGGGCUGCGGAGCCGGUGCCAAGGUAGGACGCGGGGUCCCUGCUCUGCCGCCCCUCGGAGCCCCGCGCGGCGGGUGGCGGGGCCGCGCGUGGGGCUGGGCCGUCCCGCGCCGCCGCCGCGCCCGUGUCCGCGCAAAGCCGGGGCUGUGCUGCGCGGCGGCGGUCCCGCUGCCGGGGAGCUGCCCCUUGUCUCCCGAAAGGAAACAAAAAACGCAUAACGUCUCUAAACCGUCCGAGUUCAGAGAUUCUCAGGUCUAGGAGCUUCUAAACAGUUACGUGCAGGAAAGGAAAAAGGCUCGAGGGAGGACAGCGAAGCAAUACUUUUUCAUUUUAGUACGCUCGUCUCAUGUACUUUUAUAAAAAAAGAGAAAAGAUUAACAUGUUUACACAGAAGAAAGUCAAGAUUAUCAUUUCUUAUUUUAACCUGUGUUUUGUAUUAUAAUAGACUUACGGAGUUUUUAUUUUGUACUUUAUGCGUAUUCUUUACGAGGAAUAUUGUUAAAAAUUACUGGCAAGUAUUAUUGUACCAUUUUAAUGUAAAAUUUUUACACAUUUUCAAAAAUAAAAUUUUUAAUUUUCAAAAAUAACCCAAACAAUCAGUAAAAGAAAAAAAAAAACGAAGGAGCCCAGCCUAACUAUUGGCUUUGGACUAUUCCGUCCAUAGCACUUCUCCCUUCGUUGGGACAUUGAUACUUUUUCCUUCGGGAUUAAUAUAACAAUAGCCAAAGUAUUUUGCACCUUGAAAUUUAUUAUGACCAAAUUUGACCGCGAAGAAGACCAGACUAUGGUUUUCGCAGUGAAACCAUUGUUAGCCCUAGCAGAGAGCGAAAGACAAAAAAAGAAAGACCAAGGACAAAAGAGGUAGUAAACAGAAAUAGGUCUCUCUCGAGGGAGUAAAACCAGCUGUGUAAAGCAUCAAUCAAGGCAUUGAUUAAAAAGCCAGUUUUAGACCAUUUUUAUCCUUCUGGGUGAGUUCUAAUUCACAGCUGCAUCACGGUUUGCUUUCCAAGAGGCCCAAAGGAAAUAAUAACAAGUGGCACGUACAGAUCUUCA